GGCGUUACGAAUGAAGUCUUUUGUGUUUUUAAAACUAACUCACUUUAAAAGGCAACAUCACCGGAAUUGAUUGAGUGACAUUGAGGUUGUCCAGUGCACCCCCGCCAUUCUGCGGUUCACCAUUCACGAACUCAUCUAUUCGCAUUUUUGUUUAAGGUCACAAGAUGGCGCCCAAACGCCCUAAGUUUGAAAGCCACUUUUGGAAGCGAAGUUCUGAAGCUGCAGUUAGAGGCAACAUUAGGAGCUGACUUAGGAAUCUAACGUUGGAAGUUAAACUAAUGUGUGGUAACGUUGAAGUUUACAUUGGACUAGGGUUGGGGGGGAAAAAAAAUCUAAUAAGUCUGCUAAAUCAAGAACCCCCCGGAACCAAUGUUUCACACCGACAUUUAUUGCAGACGGACGCAGUGUUGGGCCACUGAUAAACUUUGCCCAAAACAACUGAGGACCGUCUCCACCACUACUUCAAGUACUCAAAGAUCUCUGCGCUGGCGCUGCUGAAGAUGGUGAUGCACGCCCGCUCUGGUGGCAACCUGGAGGUGAUGGGCCUCAUGCUGGGCAAGGUGGACGGCGAGAGCAUGAUCAUCAUGGACAGCUUCGCGCUGCCUGUGGAGGGAACAGAGACACGGGUCAACGCGCAGGCUGCCGCCUAUGAGUACAUGGCCGCCUACAUCGAGAACGCCAAGCAGGUGGGCCGGCUGGAGAAUGCCAUCGGUUGGUACCACAGUCACCCGGGCUACGGCUGCUGGCUCUCGGGCAUCGACGUCAGCACUCAGAUGCUUAACCAGCAGUUUCAGGAGCCUUUUGUAGCCGUGGUGAUCGACCCCACACGGACCAUUUCGGCGGGCAAAGUCAACCUCGGUGCCUUCAGGACGUACCCCAAGGGCUACAAGCCUCCUGACGAAGGGCCCUCAGAGUAUCAAACUAUCCCUCUGAACAAGAUCGAAGACUUCGGUGUACACUGUAAACAAUAUUAUGCCAUGGAAGUAACGUAUUUCAAGUCAUCCUUGGACAGAAAGCUACUGGAGCUCCUUUGGAACAAAUACUGGGUCAACACGUUAAGCUCCUCCAGUCUCCUCACGAACUCAGACUACACCACGGGUCAGGUGUUCGACCUGUCGGAGAAGCUGGAGCAGUCGGAAGCCCAGCUGGGUCGGGGCAGCUUCAUGCUGGGCCUGGACACGCACGACAGGAAGUCCGAGGACAAGCUGGCCAAAGCCACCCGGGACAGCUGCAAGACGACCAUCGAAGCCAUUCACGGCCUGAUGUCUCAAGUCAUUAAGGACAAACUCUUCAAUCAAAUCAACACGUCUAAUUAAGUUUUUGUUGUUGUUCCGCCACUUCUGGGUAUUGUGUAUGACUGCAAAAUGUUUUUACUUCCCCUCUUUCACCCUUGUAGUAGUCAGAAAAGUAUAUUGUAGUUAAUAAAAUAUAAGGGAAAGUC
Molecule: messenger RNA, 1441 nt
Organism: Phyllopteryx taeniolatus (common seadragon)
Lineage: Eukaryota; Metazoa; Chordata; Actinopteri; Syngnathiformes; Syngnathidae
Gene: cops5
Product: COP9 signalosome subunit 5
Exons: 8
Coding region: 501-1316 (271 amino acids)
Biological process (GO): protein deneddylation
Cellular component (GO): cytoplasm; COP9 signalosome
Molecular function (GO): protein binding; metallopeptidase activity; deNEDDylase activity
Source: RefSeq, a predicted model, not a curated record